Messenger RNA from Linum tenue, 174 nucleotides. Lineage: Eukaryota; Viridiplantae; Streptophyta; Magnoliopsida; Malpighiales; Linaceae. The record is from the annotation of a GenBank genome assembly.
AUGGUGGUCCCCGCUCUUCGGCUGGUCCUCCGAGCCGGACUACGUCGGGACGACGCCAGCGAGCCAGCCGGCGGCGGAUCAGGACGAGAAUCGCCCGGAUCUGGAUGCGAAGCAGGCCAGAUCUCGAUUCUCCCCGGGCUGCUUCACCGCCGAGAAGGCCAAGCAGCUCCGUAA